Messenger RNA from Daldinia vernicosa, 757 nucleotides. RefSeq lists its product as uncharacterized. Lineage: Eukaryota; Fungi; Ascomycota; Sordariomycetes; Xylariales; Hypoxylaceae. The transcript has 3 exons. Bases 71 to 757 code for a protein of 228 amino acids. The record is from RefSeq and is a predicted model, not a curated record.
UCGAUCAAGGAAUCAACAACAAUUCAGAGUCGACACCCAAGUUAAUUUAAUCAUUCGAAAUUUCUUCAAUAUGCAGUCCACUACUGUUUGGAUCACCCUCGUCUUCUUCUUCGUCGCCUCUUUGGCGUCUGCGGUGGCCGAAGUCCAUCAAGGCCACGCUACCCCUGGCGAGACUCUGGUUAAGACCUCGAGCGAGUCUUUCAAUCCCUACCCGAACACGUCUCAGACCGGAUUACCGACCGAGUCUUUCUCUCAUUUCCCGACUAUGUCUUUUCCUCCCUACCCCAGCGGAUCCACAACCUCCUCUAUCUCUUCCGCCAACUCUGUCCUCAGCAUCGGCAACGGCACGCCCCUGAAAGAUUUUCGCCUCCAGUGCGAUAGCGACAGCCUAGGACUAGUUCAGUCUCAAACUAGGCCCGGCAUUUAUUACCUUCGAGGCACCUGCGGCGGCUUGUACAACGAUGCUCAUGCAUCACGCUGCUCUUUCCUAGACCUCAGCAUGUGUUAUAUUAAUGACGGGGGAAACAUACGCCCUCAGAGGAUGGGCCACUUCCUGGAUUCAUGCGAUAGAUGCGUCUUAUACGCGUCUCGUGGUUCGAAUAUGCUGGCCUGUACCUGCGCAAAAGGCGACCACAACGGCGGCGGAACACAAGAGACCGCAGUCCAGCUGGACAACCUCCUAUAUGUGAAGAACGGCUUCCUAAGCUGCCACGGCUACACCAACUUCGAAUGUCCGGAGGCUAAUGUGCCUUUUUAA